Messenger RNA from Equus caballus (horse), 2403 nucleotides. NCBI's taxonomy places the organism in Eukaryota, Metazoa, Chordata, Mammalia, Perissodactyla, Equidae. The record is from RefSeq and is a predicted model, not a curated record.
GACAGCGCGCGCCCGGCCCGGCCAUGGCGCGCUGGGCACACGCGGUGCGCUCCCGGCAGCCGGGCGCGUGCGCGGCGGCCCCGCGGAGGAAACGCCACCCGGGGCCGGUCCGAGGCCCGGCGGCGGCAGAGCUGGGCACCCCGCGGGCGCUCGGCACCCGCCCCGACCCCACCCCGCGGCCCCCGCGCCGAGAUGCGCCCCCAGGCCUGGCUCUGACCCAGCGCCCGGGGGGCCCUUCGCCCCGCCCCUCCCCGCCGGUGCAGGAACUGUCCCUUCCCAGCGGCCCCCAGGAGCGCCAGGACCCUGCAGGGGUCGUUGCUCAGGUGGCCUUGGCAGCAGCCGGCCUCCCGGAGAAGGAACCUCCGAGGGACCGCCCUGGGAGGCCAAGGGCCGCCGGGCUGGGGAGAAGAGCUCGCGGCAGCGGCCCUGGCGCCUCGGGAGCGCCCGCCCCCCUUCCCUUCCCAGAACCGGCUUUUCCAGCUCGGCGGCUUCGCCAGGCUUCUGGCGGGUGGGGAUUGUUUUCCCCGGGGGCUUGGGUGGGAAGAGUGAAGACAGGGAAGCUGGCUGCCCACACAGUGCUCUGCCGUCCGCGCCCCCUCCAGAGGCGCCCCAGGGACGCCGCAGCUGAAAUAAACACGGACCCCGGGCGCUGCCUUCGCAGAGGCGCAGACGCUCCACCAUCACGACGUCGGGCCUCCGCGCAAACACCAGGAGAGGCCUCGAACGUCCUGCAAGGGCUGCCGGAGUCCGGUGCGCCUGGGGCCGGUACACAGCUCCCAGGGCUCCCAAAAUGCACAGAAGGGCGUGACUUCUUCCCGUGGCGAGCAAGUCCGCGGGGGAGUUGGAAGACCCAUCCCAGACCUUGGCCCAGGGGGCGAGCUCCGGACUGCACUGCAGGGUGUCCCCCACUGAGCUGGUUCAGCCUCUGCGAGCACAUAGCUAAUGAGGCAGGGAGAAGUAAGCAAUCAUGGUGUGGCCAGGGCUCCAGGAGAGGCCCAGCCGAGAGGCCUCCCGGAGGAGGUGUCCUCCAGCGCAAAGGUGCUCCCUGCUAAGGCGGGUGCGGGAGAGUAGCUGGCCUCAGGAGGUCCCACCUCCCCGGGGCUCUUCAGAGUGCCAAGUCUCAGGUAGCCUGAGAUGAAGGGGAGGACCCCUCAGAGCCUCGGGGCUGCCUUCCACUCUGCAGGUGGAGAGCUGGGGGUCUGAGAGGUGCUGCCCAGGGUCACCCGCUCGCUAGAGUUUGGGCUGGGCCCUGGCACAGAGUAAGUGGUUAAUAAAUGGAACUGUGCAGGUUGGAAUCCAGCAAGCCAGGUCGAUCUCCAUGGACCCUCCCUCCCUCAUUUCCUACAAAGCUUUGAGUCCCUUCUACGUGGUGAUUAAGACACAAACAAGAGCCCCGUAGACAAAAACGUUAAGAUAAUUUUAGUUAUUGAUAAGUGGCGUGUUAGUGAGGGACUGAGCGAGUACAGAGAGAGCACAGUGAGCAGGGCCUCCGUGGGUGGGGGGGGGUCUCUGAGCUGAAGGAUGAGCAGGGCCCAGCCAUAGAGACAUAGAGACAGAGUAGGCCAGGCGGAGGGAAUGGCAGAUGCAAAGGCCCUGAGGCAAGAAUAUGCCUGGCGUGUAAGAAGAGCAGAAAGUCAGCUGGAGCAGAGGGAAGGAGGGGUGUGCAGGCCACGGAGAGGAGUUUGGGUCUGAUUUCAAGUACGUUCCUCCCGUGUGAUCGGUGUGGAGAGGGCAGGAACAGCUGCUGUGGGAGAACCCCCGCUGGACUGAAGUGAGCCUGGGGAGCUGCUCCAGGAUGUGCACUUGGACUGAACGCCUGCUCUUCAUUCCCCUGAGUCCUUCGGCCGCAGGGUUUUCUGGGAGGAAUCCCACGGCCAGGAGGGGCCCACUUGACAGGUGAGAACACUGAGAGGGGUGGAGGCCCCAGCCAAGGGCGUGCGCUUGCUGAGCCCCGAGUCAGGCUCAGGCGCUGGGAGACGUCUGGGCCCUGCGUGCCGCUGGCUGGGAUGUCGGGCCUGAAGCGGAGCUGGAGCCAGAGUCGUUGGUGGGGGCCCUUAUGGGGGCUGAAGGCGUGGGGCCUGGGCCCGGAGGAGGCACGAGGCAGAAGGGCGGGCUGCAGGUGCUUCUCUGAAGGAUGGAAAAAUCGAUGCCCGCAGAAGAGCGGGCUCAUGGAAGGUACGGACAGCGCAGUGAGAAGACCCAGGUCCCGGGGGAGGCAGGCGCCCGGGGGCCUGCCGGCCUGGCGCUGGCUGUUCCCCGGCUCCCAGAACAAACUCAGAGGCGGGCGUGGGCAGCCCGGAAGCCAGCGAUGUGGUUUUGUCUUUUAAGAUUUUUGUUCUGAUUACAAAAGCUGUAUAUGUUAACGUAGAAAAUAAAAAUUACUGAAUCCAUCCCCAGAGGUAA